AUGGUCUUCAUUUUUUUUUAUCCUCCUUGUUUCUGUUUCAUCUUUCUUUUCUUCGUUUUUUUCUUUUUCUUCUUUAUCAUCAUCAUUUCUUUCUUUUGUAUACUUUAUAAUCGAUUCCAUUUAACCGUUCAUUUUAUUUUCUUUGUCUCUGUUUUCUUUUUCUUCUUUGUCUAUCUUACUCUUCCUUUUUAUUUUCUUUUUAGCACUUAUUUUAUUCUUCAUCGUUUUUCGUUUUGUCUUCUUCCUUUGCCAUUCUUCUCUUUCAUUUGUCGAUUUUUCUUCGUUUUCUUUCUUUCUUUCUUUCUUUCUUUCCUUCUUUCUUUCGUUGUAUCUCUUUAUUUCUUUUCCUUCUAUUUCUUCUUUUGCUUUAUGUAUUUCUCUAUCUCUGAAUUUCUUCGUUUUCUUCUUUCUUUCUUUCUUUCUUUCUUUUUUUUUUCUUUCUUUCUUAUUUCCUUUUAUUUCGUUUCCCUCUACUUCUUUUUACUUAUUUUUCCUUUCUCUUUCUCCGUUUGCCGUUUUCUUCUUCUUCUUCUUCUUCUUCUUCUUCUUCUUCUUCUUCUUCUUCUUCUUCAUUUGUCUUCUUUCUUUAUUUUAUUUUGUUACUUCAUUUUGUCUUCUUCAUUCAUUACAUUUUUCAUCACUCCUUUUCCUUCUUUCCUCCUUCUUCUGUUGUCAUUCAUUUCUUCUUCUUCUUCUUUUGUUUUUUAUUGCCUCUUUCACUGCUACCUCAUUCAUCUUCUUCUUAAUUGUCAUCUCGGAAUCCGCCAUCUAUCUAUCUAUCUAUCUAUCUAUCUAUCUAUCUAUCUAUCUAUCUAUCUAUCUAUCUAUCUAUCUAUCUAUCUCAGUCUGUUCAUUAUCUAUCUAUCUAUCUCAGUCUGUCCAUUAUCUAUCUAUCUAUCUAUCUAUCUAUCUCAGUCUGUCCAUUAUCUAUCUAUCUCAGUCUGUUCAUUAUCUAUCAAUCUCAGUCUGUCAAUUAUCUAUCUAUCUAUCUAUCUAUCUCAUUCUGUCCAUUAUCUAUCUAUCUAUCUAUCUAUCUAUCUAUCUAUCUAUCUAUCUAUCUAUCUAUCUAUCUAUCUAUCUAUCUAUGUCAAUUCAUUAUCUACAUAUCUAUGUCAAUUCAUUAUCUAUCUAUCUAUCUAUCUAUCUAUCUAUAUAUAUAUGUCAAUUCAUUAUCUAUCUAUCUAUCUAUCUAUCUAUCUCUAUAAUUUAACUAUUAUCUCUCUCUCUCUCUCUAUCUAUCUAUCUAUCUAUCUAUCUAUCUAUUCGCUUCAUUAUCUAUCUAUAAAUCUGAGUUUAAUUAUUAUCUAUCUAACUAUCUCUCUAUCUCUCUAUCUAUCUAUUCCUUAUCUACAUACCCAUGUCAAUUCAUUAUCUACAUAUGCAUCUAUCUAUGUCAAUUCAUUAUCUAUCUAUCUAUCUAUCUAUCUAUCUCAGUCUAUCCAUUAUCUAUCUAUUGCAGGCUGUCCAUUAUCUAUCUAUCUAUCUAUCUAUCUAUCUAUCUAUCUAUCUAUCUAUCUAUAUAAUUUAAUUAUUAUCUAUCUAUCUAUCUAUCUAUCUAUCUAUCUAUCUAUCUAUCUAUCUAUUCCUUAUCUACAUAUCCAAUCACUUAAUUGUAUGUCUGUCUAUCUAUCUAUCUAUCUAUCUAUCUAUCUAUCUAUCUAUCUAUCUCUAAUACUUUUUGGAUCGUUGUAA
Acanthosepion pharaonis is the source of this 1692-nucleotide messenger RNA. The record is from the annotation of a GenBank genome assembly. NCBI's taxonomy places the organism in Eukaryota, Metazoa, Mollusca, Cephalopoda, Sepiida, Sepiidae.